Messenger RNA from Esox lucius (northern pike), 3199 nucleotides. RefSeq names its product CXXC finger 4 (gene cxxc4). The coding region runs from base 774 to 1766 and encodes 330 amino acids. Gene Ontology annotation, molecular function: methyl-CpG binding; zinc ion binding. Lineage: Eukaryota; Metazoa; Chordata; Actinopteri; Esociformes; Esocidae. Gene Ontology annotation, cellular component: nucleus. The transcript is spliced from 4 exons. The record is from RefSeq and is a predicted model, not a curated record.
CCAUUUUCCCCAGUCCAGGCAGAAUAAAAUUUUUUGCAUGCUCUUCUUCCGUGACUGCCACCUGAUUUACGUCGGUUAAAGCGGGCGGCAAAGUGAUCCAGGUACUGUCGGAUUAAUUGUGGUCAAUCGGUUUAUUUGUACCGGCCAGACCCGAUCCACUGAUCUUCUGUGCAUGACCUUUGGUCUGAGUGUCUGUGACGGACCAGGCUGCUGAUAAUUAAUGGCACUGUGUUGCAAGAGGCAGCAACACAAAAGCUCGUCGGUCGUCAUCGGACGUAGGCUACUGUAGCCCACUUACUUUUGUCCUGUCUCCCUCUCUUUCUUUCUCUCUUGCCCUCUCUCCUGCCCUCUCUCUCUCGCUAAGAAUCGAACAUUUCUGUCUCUCUAAAGUUUGUUUACAGGCUUCGAAUCGAUUGCCGUGACUUGAUUGCCUUUGGGCUGCGUAUUUUGCUCCUGGGGUGAAUUGAUUAAGUAAUAAUGACCGCGAACAGGGCCGAUCAUUGAAGCAUGGACGGUUUUGUUUACUGGCGACGGUGGGGUGCUUUUGGAUAUAGCACACCACGACAUUGUUUCAUUUCCACUGAAUAUCUGAAAAUAUUACACAUUUGGAUUAUGGAUAAUGUUUGGAUUAAUAUUAUCAGUACUGGAGAAGAUAGAAGCAGGAUGGUGACAUAUUAUUGGUGGUAACCAGCAACUUCUAAUUUGACCAAGGCCCCCGUCAACGGCGACCCCAGACUCAUCCCCAGUUAACCUUUCUAACUCGUCCUGCAGCCAUGUCUAAUAUAAACAAUGCCCUCUGCAUUGAGAAUGGACAAAACGCAGAUGUGUCCCUUUUACAAAAGGAUAAUCUUCAGAACCUGCAGAAUUUGCAGAACCUACAGAACCUUCAGGAUGGUGGAUUAAGUCAGCUUUUGGAUUAUAACGCCGAGAUGGAACGGUACCGUUCUUUCGCAAACUUUUACAAAACCAACGGCGCGUUCGGCCAGACCGCCAAGAUCGCCCGCAUCACGACGCCCAUUUUCCCCAGUGCCCGGAUUGGCAUGUCCCCAUGGAACUGUGAUAACGCCAUGCUCUGGGGGAGGAAAUCAGCGGCAAUAAACCCUAAUAGGACCAGCAUGCACAGGAAUGACUCCCAGAGGCCGGGGAAGCCUGGCGCGCCGCCAGAGACUCUACAGCAAAUGGCAAAUAAUAAUUUCCUCUCUACCUUAUCCCCUGAACACUGCAGACCUUUAGCGGGAGAAUGCAUGAACAAGCUGAAAUGCGGCGCCGGCGAAGCGGAGAUAAUGAAUCUCCAGGAACGCGUCGGAACUUUUUCCGCCAUUCCGGCUUUAGGGGGCAUCUCAUUACCUCCCGGGGUCAUCGUCAUGACAGCCCUUCACUCCCCCGCAGCUUCGGCAGCCGUUACAGACAGUGCGUUUCAAAUUGCCAAUCUGGCAGACUGCCCGCAGAAUAAUUCUUCGGCGUCCGGCGGGAACCCGGCGAAGAAGAAGAGGAAACGGUGCGGGGUGUGUGCACCCUGCAGGAGGCUAAUCAACUGCGGCGUGUGCAGCAGUUGUCGGAACCGCAAGACGGGCCACCAGAUCUGCAAGUUCAGGAAAUGCGAGGAGCUCAAAAAGAAGCCCGGCUCGUCGCUGGAGGUAGGUCCGUGUUUUCGUAGACUGGUCCCAGAUCUGUUUGUGUCAAACCUGAGAAAGACCUUAGGCUAUACGGCCUGGGACCAGAGGACACCAGUCAACAAUGGCGAGGCAUUCCGGUGGUUCUUUUAGAGCUCUCAACCUUGAUGACGUAAUAACCAUGAGGUCAGAGGGCAAGAUUGAACUCUGAUGACAUCACAGCAGGAAGCACUUGACGGGGCUCACAGAACCCAAACUGUCCAAAAAAAUACAGUUUUGGAACGAGGGGGAAGAAAGGCUAAAAAGAUAAAACGAUAAACAUUAUGGUGUUGGUUUAACUCUGUAAUUUCCUUUCCUGUGUAAUUAUUGUACCUUUUGACAGUAUCAUAAUGUAUAUUUUCGGUGUCUAUGAAUGUGUUUCAGUGUCGUUUGGCUGUAAAGUUUACAGUCGAUCUUAUGUAAAGGACUCAAUAGACAAUCAUCACGAAUCCUUCGAAAAGAGAUGGCCAGGAUUGAUCGCUGGGAUUGACAAUGUGAUCGCAACACACAACGCAACCUUUUUUAGAUCUGGAGCAAUAAUCUUUAACGCGGAUUAUUCUGCUUUCACUUCGCCCCUUCCUUUCUCCUGUUUUAGAACUUGGAAUUAUAUCAAAACAUAAACUUUUUACCCAGUUUCUGUUGCGUUUUUUUUUUUUGCAUACCUGUCUUGGUGUGUUUCUGACUGAGGGAACAUUAAGGUCCUCUUUAAUUAAUGUGAUGUAUCAUAUAAGUGACACAGUGUAGGAGAGGACAGCAGUGUUAUCCUGGUUAUUCACUAAGAUUUAUUUGGGAGUUAUUUUUUGUUUUGGUCCAGCGAGUUACAAAACAGGGCACAUUGUCUUGUGUAGCGAGUUGUUAUUUUUUGUAAAACUAGGAACAAGGAACAUCCUCAUCAUCAGCACAAAAUGGUGUCCGCGAGCCAGACAGUGUUUCUGGGUGGCUCAGAUACAUUUCAAAGAUGGUGUUAUGGUUACUGUUAGACCUUCUGAAUCUCUUGGUUUUUGUUUCAGAUUCAAAAUGUUAUUUUAUAGGUAACACUUUACUUGAAUCCUGCAGGUAUAGUGUGUUACUACAUGUAUGAAACCUUAUAAUAUAUAAUAAGGUUUAUGGUAAAUACUUGCAGACUUAUAAGUAAAGUGUCACUGAUUUUUACACCCAAGCUAUCUUUGAAAUAAAUAUCCGUAAUUACAGUAAGAAAUUCUAAGGUUACAUUAACAUUCCAAUUUGUUAUACUAUACAUACCCGACAGCCGUUAUCCACAAUAUAGUAUAAAAACAUACUAUAUAUAUAUAUAUAAAAAUCCAGCUAUUCUGGAAAUAAGGGACUGUCCAUACCUUUCCCCUAGCAGAGACAACAAUAGCAGUAACGACCUGUCUGUUGAGCUGAAGCAAAAAGUGACAAGACCUUCCCAAAACGACAAAUUAUUCAAUAAGUUACUCAUUGUCUUAAGACCCUAUUGUUGCAUGUGUAAAUGUGUUUUGGUUUGGAAGAUUACAAAGAAUUUGUAUAUCGUUGUUGUGACGCUUUUAUGUGUUAAAAUAAAAAAA